GUGUGAGCCGAGACGCCGGCACGUGGAUCCAAGGGCGCCAGCGCCGAGCACCGGGGGGGUAGGAGGGUCCUGGCUCCUGGCCGGUGUGUCAGAGCUGGCCGGGGGGGAAGGUGCCUUGUUCCUUUAAAGCGCGAUCGCCGGCCGCAGGGCUGAGCCCAGGUUGAGGGAGCCCCGGCUGCGGCGGGAUUCGCCCCCUCCCCGAGGCUCAGCACGUUGCGGGGACGAUGAGUUGAGCAGCCGCUGGCACCGCCUCCCCCGGGCGCCUGCUCCGCAGCAGCAGCACCUGGGGACCGCGCCCCUGCGGCAGCUGCCGGGCUCCCCACGCGGUGCCUGCCCGGGCCCGGCCCGGUUUGUAUUUGCAUUUGCUGCCCUCGCCCCGAGCCGGGCGCGGCGAUGGCUCGGGGCUCCGGCUGGCUGGCGGCGGCCGCGCUGCUGCUGCUCCUGGCGCCCGGCUCGGAGGCCGGCUGCGCGGAACUGGGGCGCUGCUGCCGGGGCAGAGACCUGGCUUGUGUCAGCAGCGGCUGGAGACCGGACCGAUCCCACGGCGCCUGCUACUGCGACCAGGCGUGUCCCCGCACCAUGGACUGCUGCCACGACUACCCGCAGGCCUGCCCAGAGGUCUCCUGUGCUGUAUCCGAGUGGAGUGACUGGAGUGGUUGUGCAGAGCCUUGCCGGGCAACAUAUCGAGUUCGGAGGAGACACGUCGUGCAGGAGCCUAGAAACGGAGGCGAGGCGUGUCCUCCUCUGGAGGAGAAGGCUGGCUGCGUGGAGUAUUGGAACCAGGAAGGAGCUGAGUGCAAACAGUCCCUUAUUCCAGCAUUAAUAACUACAGGAGGUUAUGGGAAUGCAAGGAAAAAGAGAGCUGCGUCCAGCGAAAAUGAAAGAUCAGGGUAUUGUGUCGAAUUCCAGAUCACAGCCAUCACGGAAGGCUGUUUGCAGGGGAGCAGUUCCUAUACUCAGUGGAUGCGAUAUCUCAGCAAGGGGCACACGGUCUGUGUGGAGUGCCAGCACCCGGCCCUGGAUUCCAGGAGUCUGCAUUGCUAUGGGGAUGGCAGUGGAAGCGAAAAGAAUCAGCUGCUGCACUGGCAGGCCAUGGGGAAUCCCCGGUGCAGAGGAACUUGGAGGAGAGUUCGUCAGCUGGACACUUGCUCCUGUCCUUCUGUUCACAGUUUCUUGUUCAUCUAACUCCUCUGAAUUGGCCCAGCGCCUCCAAGCCUGAGUCACAUGAUCGUGGAUUUGGCACAAAGUUUGAAGUAACAACCCCACCCCACCUGCUGAUCAGUCAGUAAAGCCCCUCUUGGACUACUUCAAGGAGGUUGCCACCUGCCAGUUCUGAGGCUGAAAACCCCUUCCUAUCCACCCACGCUCUUGGCUCUCUGAAGAAGACAGGCUGACAAAGCAACUUGAGUGUUUGUCCCCACACUUCCUUCCAUGAAUGUCCCCUGUGCUUGAGAGCAGCCACCCUGACUUGGGUAGUCAGUCGCCUACUCUACUUCCAAGUCCCUCCUUCCCUGAGACUUUCCAGCAAGAAGCCACCAAAUAAGAGAAUUAAUAUACAUGUAUUGUUUAAAAACCUAGCUAAGUAGCCAACAAGAGACAUGCAAAAUGAG
Mauremys reevesii (Reeves's turtle) is the source of this 1610-nucleotide messenger RNA. Its product is annotated as somatomedin-B and thrombospondin type-1 domain-containing protein-like. Lineage: Eukaryota; Metazoa; Chordata; Testudines; Geoemydidae. The record is from RefSeq and is a predicted model, not a curated record. Bases 394 to 1185 code for a protein of 263 amino acids. The transcript is spliced from 5 exons.